AUGUCACUCUCUAGCUAUGUAAACAAGAAAGUUCUAAUCUUAACUGCGGAUUCAAGAACAUUGGUCGGUACACUUUUGAGUUGUGAUCAACAGACUAAUCUGGUCCUAUCCCAAACUAUCGAGCGCAUAAUCCGACCUCCAGAAGAUAUCGAAGCUUCCAGUGAAGUGCCACACGGUCUCUAUCUAAUCCGUGGUGACAAUGUGGUUGUAGUUGGAUUGGUGGAUGAGGAGUUGGAUGAUAGCAUUAAUUGGGUGGAGGUUAGGGGAGCUGUCAUUGGAGGGACAAAACAUUCAUAA
Molecule: messenger RNA, 297 nt
Organism: Botrytis sinoallii
Lineage: Eukaryota; Fungi; Ascomycota; Leotiomycetes; Helotiales; Sclerotiniaceae
Exons: 3
Coding region: 1-297 (98 amino acids)
Biological process (GO): mRNA splicing, via spliceosome
Cellular component (GO): U4/U6 x U5 tri-snRNP complex; U6 snRNP; precatalytic spliceosome
Molecular function (GO): RNA binding
Source: RefSeq, a predicted model, not a curated record